AUGGUGACCUCAAACCUCUUCAACAACGCUACUGGAAAUGGACUCCAGGUCGAGUUCUACAAUUUCUGUUCAAUUUCACAGGGAAGUCGGGACAGCGACCCGGCCGGCCAUAAAUUCCAGCUUCCUCUGACAGCUAAAAUCAGCAUGCCCUUUGGGCCGGAGAAUGUUCGACAGGCUGCCGCUGGACUUGUCGUCCGACUUCACGAUACGUUCGACGACCGGAGCCUCCGAAACAUCGUCAACGGGUCUCCGCUGUGCUCGCCUCGGAUGCGCGGCUCGUCGACGACACCGCGACACCCGACGGGCUCUACGGUCCUAUGUUGGGCCGGCACGUGGUCAUCAGACGGCUUUUGGGCCGGACUUCGCAGCAUCCAUGGUCGAAUCGGGCUCGGUGGGCGUUAA
Molecule: messenger RNA, 402 nt
Organism: Linum tenue
Lineage: Eukaryota; Viridiplantae; Streptophyta; Magnoliopsida; Malpighiales; Linaceae
Source: the annotation of a GenBank genome assembly